Messenger RNA from Dermacentor silvarum, 1076 nucleotides. Its product is annotated as glutathione S-transferase Mu 1. Gene Ontology annotation, biological process: glutathione metabolic process. The coding region runs from base 164 to 838 and encodes 224 amino acids. NCBI's taxonomy places the organism in Eukaryota, Metazoa, Arthropoda, Arachnida, Ixodida, Ixodidae. The transcript is spliced from 2 exons. Gene Ontology annotation, molecular function: glutathione transferase activity. The record is from RefSeq and is a predicted model, not a curated record.
AACAGCACAUGUCCUUUCCGAUGCUCCUGUAGCAGCAAAUGCCAAGUACUUUCGGAAUAUGUGGCAACGCUCCUAAUGUGAAAGGAUUUGACGAUGUUUGUGUAUUUAGAACAAAACUUAUUACCAAGCAGACGAUUGAUCCAGCGGUCAUCGGCCGGAAGUGAUGGGUCCCGUACUCUGCUACUGGGAUGUGAGGUCCCUGGCACAACCCAUCCGCAACCUUCUCGUCUACAAGGGAGUCCAGUUUGAAGACAAACAGUUCAAGGUCGGCCCCCCUCCCGAGUACGACAAGUGGCACAAGGCAAAGUCCACGCUGGGCCUGACGUUCCCCAACCUGCCGUACUACGUCGACGACGACGUCAGGUUGACCCAGAGCUUGGCCAUCCUUCGCUACCUGGGAAGAAAGCACGACCUCGUGGCCCGGAACGACAAGGACACUGCGGAACUGGACGUCAUCGAGCAGCAGGCGCGAGAUCUGUGUCUCCUUCUAGCCUACGGCGUUGUACCAGAUGCUAAGCUCGAGCACGGUCUCGAAUCAUACGCCAAGAAACUGGACCAGGUCCUGGGUCCCUGGAACGACUUCCUGGCCUGCCGGAAGUGGACAUUGGGGGAAAGGCUGACGUACGUGGACUUCCUCCUCUACGAAGGACUCGACUGGCACCGAGAGUUCCAACCGGAGACGUUGCAGCGGUACCCGCACAUUGUGGAGUACAUGAACAGGUUCGAAGAACUGCCCAACAUCAAGGAGUACUUCGCCUCGGACCGGUACAAGAAGUGGCCCAUCUUGAGCCACCUCAGGAAGUGGGGCUACAACAAGCCAUCCGAAGGGCAUGAGUAGGCGCCGGUUUUGCUAUUCGCUGGAUAAACGUGAUUUUGUUGUGCAACCCGCAGUACAUCGGCACUGGUAGCUGAUGCGACCCGUGUGGCUAAACAAAGUGGCGAUUCGCUUCAUGUGUCAUAUGUAUUUAUUGCUCUUGUCACUUUCGAAUACAGGAGGCACACCGUUAUCACUAUUAGUGUGUUCGUUAUUUUGAUUAUUCGUCGGACACGUCAAAUAAGGGCUGCUAGGACAACUU